This is a messenger RNA of Stegastes partitus (bicolor damselfish), 816 nucleotides long. RefSeq names its product claudin-20-like. The coding region runs from base 1 to 816 and encodes 271 amino acids. Gene Ontology annotation, molecular function: structural molecule activity. The record is from RefSeq and is a predicted model, not a curated record. Gene Ontology annotation, cellular component: membrane; bicellular tight junction. The transcript has a single exon. Lineage: Eukaryota; Metazoa; Chordata; Actinopteri; Pomacentridae.
AUGCUGUCCGCCGCCAUUCAGAUCCUGGCGUUCGCCCUGGCACUCCUGGGCGUCCUCGGCGCCACCGUGGCCACUUUGCUGCCCAACUGGAAGGUGAGCGUCAACGUCUGGUCCAGCGUCAUGACCCCCAUCUCGCAGAUGCAGGGUCUGUGGAUGGACUGCGUCUGGUACAGCUCCGGCGUCUUCAGCUGCACCAUGAAGAACUCGGUUUUGUCACUGCCGGCGCAUCUGCAGACCAUGCGGGCCGCCAUGGUGCUGUCCUGCAUGGUGGCAGCCUUUGGACUCUGCCUCGCCUCCCUGGGGCUCAAAUGCACCCGCUGGGGGGGCAGCCACCGAGCAAAGGGGCACACGGCCAUCGCGGCGGGGGGCUGCUUCAUCCUGGCCAGCCUCCUCUGCCUGGUGCCCGCGUCCUGGUUCACCAACGAAGUCAUCACCGCCUUCCUGACCACGGACCUGCCGGACAGCAGUAAAUAUCAACCCGGUGGAGCUCUGUGUGUGACGUUCAUCUCUGCUGGCUUCCUCUUAGCUGGAGGAGUCAUUUUUUGCCUUUCGUGUCCCGGAAAAAGAUCGAGACGGCCGGACUACGCUUCCCCCACCGACCCUGACAGACUUGUGCCGUGCCGAGACGAGCAGCGGAGGCGGGAGCCGCAAGCCGAGCAGCCGAAAACCAGGCAACACAAAUGCGUCCAACUGCAGAUGGACGAGGUGAAGCAGGAGAAAGGUAAAGUGGAGCAGGAGCAGAAGCUCUACUCGUCUCCCUCCAAACUCCCUCAAAAAGACAUCAAGGACAGCUACAGCCUCCAGGAGUAUGUUUAG